Effrenium voratum is the source of this 3333-nucleotide messenger RNA. The record is from the annotation of a GenBank genome assembly. NCBI's taxonomy places the organism in Eukaryota, Dinophyceae, Suessiales, Symbiodiniaceae.
AUGACGUGCUGGACGGUGCGGAGCGCGCCGGCAAGGGCAGCCGCCGAAGGAGAGCCACCGACGUGCGCGCUGGUGCCUGUGGACCGCAAGCCUUCGCCGGUGAAAGACAGCUGGAUCUCCGAAAAGGUCUACAUCGAUGAGGUGGAGAUGCCCUACCGGCCGAGCUACUUGCCGGAGCACGAGGACGGGCUCCCUACGGACCUGGAGAUCUUCGUCCGGGGUCUCCCGAAGGUGUGCGCAGAGCGCGACCUCUGGGAGCAUCUUUACAGGCUGGGCGCCACGGACGUGAAGGAGAUCCUGCUGCUGCGGCGCCAGAAGCAGUCCAAGGGCCUGGCGUACGUGGUCUUCAACCGCCAUGACCAUGCUGUGCUGGCCAAGAACAAGCUGCAGGGCACACCCGCCUCCUCCAUCACGUGCGGCGAGCCGCACGAGGAGAAGCAGACCUUGCAGGUGCGCUUUUCUGAGCCUGGGGGCUUGGAUUUUCUCGGAAGGUCCGAGCGCUGCAUCAACGGGCGCAGCAACGUCUACGGCGCGGACAUGGCAGUGCUGCUGAUGGGUCCUCGCGCCAGGGCCAUGCUGGAGGUGAAGGACGGCUCCGGGCUGCGGAAGGUGACGCUGACGGGGCGCAACAUGAAGACCUUCGGACAGGUGGAUGAGGAUCCGCGCAUGCACAUGGUGGUUUACUACGAGCCCGAUGAGACGGAGAACGUGGCGAAAGGUUUGGAUGUGUGGAGCAAGCAGUUGGGGGAGAUCCACCGAGAGAUUGUGGAGCGGAGCAAGGGCAAGGGCAAGGGCAAGGGCUGGCCCUGGAUGCCGCCGCCUUUCUUUGACGGGCGACCACCCUAUGGGCCACCUCCGCCGUAUGGCCCCCCAAUGCCGGGGGUGCCGCCGCACAUGCACCCGCCCAUGCAUCCGCCGCCGGAGCCGGUGGUAGAGGCGCCGGUGCUGCUGGUGCGGCGCCGGCUGCUGGAAGCCGAGGACGGAAAGCCGCCCAUGAUGAGCGACGAGAAAGUGACAGAGGCCACCAGCCUCCGGGGCCGCGAGCUGAGAUGGCAGCCCUGGCCGGAAGUGAGCAAGUUCAACGGGGAGUGGAAGGUGACUCCCUUGCGCUGGGGGCUCCGUGGUGAGCUUUUUGUUUUGCUCCGACACCGGGAGUCCGGCGAGACAAAGGUCUGCGCAGCGGAGGUCCAGAGUCCUCUGGACAAGUGGCCCGUGCUGCACAGCAACCCCGCAGCUUCCUCGUCAACGAGGUACAAGUCCUUCACCUUCAACGAGCACCUCUUCGUGAUUUCCAUUGACCGGGCAUCAGGUGUUCUGAAGGUCUUCCACGUGCCGGACCCCGGCGCGGCCUGGAACGUCGCCUUUGAGACGACGCUCCCCGAAGAUCCCCGGGAUCGGCAGGACUUGCCGCUCAGCCGAGCAGCGAAGCUCUGCGUCUUCUACGGCACGGAUCGGACGCCCUAUGCCGUCGCAGUGGAGCCGAACGUGUCCGACGGCCGAACCUGCUCGGUGUUCCGGAUCGCCGAUCCGGCGAAAGCCUGGACGCUUUGUGCUGAAGCACCUGCGUUGCCACCAAAGGUGCGGCUUCUCAUGGUGUACACCAAAGCGCGGUCCCCGAACCCAACGGAGCUCGAGGCGUGCCUUUUUGCCAUCGACGCAGCCGGGGAGAUGAAGGUGUACCAGGUGCCUUCGGACAUGGACAAGCCUUGGACGCUGAUUUCAUCUCUCCCUUUUUCCGGCGACACACGCCUUAGCUGCAUCUACGUGCCGGGCAAGCCUGAGCCACUUCUCAUGGCGGGCAGCCCCACGGAGAAGAUGCAGAAGCUGUGCCACCUGAACCUCAUGGAGUGGCGCAUGGCCAAGCUGAAGGACGAUGCCCGGCCGCCGAAGGCCCCGGUCGUGGAGGAGAAGUUCAGCAGGCCCAUGUCCUCGCUUUGGCCUGAAAGCAGGGCAGGCGAUCCACAGAGUGUGGUGGCCUUGCCGGUGGACUGCACCGCGGACCUGGCGGUGAGCCGGCACGGCUGGGUCACCACGCCGGCCGGGGGACCUGGCGAGGGCGUGCGUGGAGGGCGGGAGCUCGGCUCCGGGAAGGUCAUGGCAACUUGCAGGCCCGUGGUGUCCGUCUACAACUUCGAGAACCCCAAGGAGAAGACCGGAACUGUGGUCAUGCCCCACGUGAUGCAGUCCCCUCUGCGCCCAGAUCUGGUCCGAGAGGUCCACAGGGACAUGAACAAGAACAAGCGCCAGGCUUACGCCGUGAAGGCCAAGGCAGGCUACGACACCGCCGCCGAGUCCUGGUGCACCGGCCGAGCUGUGGCCCGUAUCCCCCGCGCGCCAGGCGGUGGAACCCACCGUGCUGGCCAGGCGGCCUUCGGAAACCAGGCCCGCGGCGGAGGCAUGUUCAACCCCACCAGGAUCUGGCGCCGCUGGCACCGCAAGGUGAACCUCACCAAGAAGCGCCAUGCCGUGGCUGUGGCUUUGGCUGCCAGCAGCUUGCCUCCCCUGGUGAUGGCACGGGGUCACCGCAUCAAUGAGGUGGCUGAGCUGCCCUUGGUGGUGACUGAUGGCAUUGAGAAGCUGAGCAAGACCAAGCAGGCAGUGGAGGCACUGAAGAAGCUCGGCUGCGGUGAGGACUUGACUCGUGUCCUUGAUUCCAAGAAGAUCAGGCCGGGCCAGGGCAAGGCGCGCAAUCGCCGAUACGUGAAGGCAUGCGGCCCCCUGAUCAUCUACAAUGAGGACCAGGGCAUCACUCGGGCCAUGCGAAACAUCCCGGGCGUGGAGACUGCGCACAUCGACCGCCUCAACCUGCUGCGCUUGGCGCCUGGGGGUCACUUCGGCCGCUUCACCAUCUUCACAGAGAGCGCCUUCAAGAAGCUGUCGGCCAUCUACGGCACGCACAAGAGCGGCGCUCCGCUGAAGAAGGGCUACCACCUGCCCCGGGCCGCCAUGGCGAACGCGGAUCUUGCCCGCAUCAUCAACAGCACUGAGGUGCAGUCCGUGCUUCGCCCCAAGAAGGAGAAGGCCACCUUUGCCCCGAAGCGCAAUGCCUUGAAGAGCAAGGAGGUCAUGGAGGAGCUGAACCCGGGCUCCACUGACCGCAAGGCCGCGCUGCAGAAGAGCUCCGAGAAGGGCACAUCCGAGUUCGCGGAGGUCCAGAAGGCCAAGAAGGCACGCAUCGAAGAGGCCAAGAAGUACAACAAGGAGAACAAGAAGGGCGAGGGCAGCUUCUACAAGACCCUGAUGAAGGCCUUCGAGGCCAAGGCCGCGGCGGACGCCGCCAAGAAGGCUGCGGAGAAGAAGGAGGCUGAGGGCGAGGAGGAGGCCGAGGAGUGA